AUGCGAAAAUUGGAGCCUCUUACAGUCAAGGCGGUUAUGGAGAAACUCAUGCAGAUAUCAAGUGGAAAGUGGAAUAAAUAUAGACUGCAACAUACUGUAUACCCUUACAUUGUACCUAUUUAUGAAGUGGAGCUUCCAGAUUAUGGUGGCUUGAAAAUUCUCUGGCAGGUUGAUUAUGGAUUCUCUAUUCGUGACAAGUCAUACAUUCAGCAUGCGGUAAUUUGGGCAGUCACUGUGAACGAAGAGCAAACCAACGAAAGAUUAGAAAAUAUUGCAUUACUUCACCAAGUUUACACCCCUGAGCAUAAAGACAAGUGUGCAUUCCAACAGAUUGGCAAAGGUGGUAUCGUUUUACCAAAAUCCUUUGAAGAUGAGGGUGGAACAAAGUCCACCCAGAGCAGAUUGAGGAAGAACCAAACAGAUGAUGAAAAUUUGUUGAAGGUCCAUGAAAUGCUUACCACAAAUAAAUUUGUUCCAUUAUCAAAGAAUUUAUUUAGGUCACUUGCCAGAGGUGGUACUGAAUUUACUUUCCAGGUAUCUAAGCUUGAGUAUGAAAUUAUUAAUCAUCCUUCAUCAGCAAUUGUCAUUGGUCGUUCUGGAACUGGAAAAACCACAUGUAUUGUGUUUAGACUUCUUGCUUCAUACCUGAAAAGCCAACCCAACGAAACAUCAAAUGACAAUGGUGAGGAUUCUCAUAAAAGACAAAUAUUCAUUACGUUGAGUGAUAAUCUUUGUCACAAAGUAAAAGAAAACUUCAACAAAUUGCUGACGUCGGUAGCAUUUGCUAAUAAAAGGAUGUACAAAGAUCAAUCCCACGAGGAAAGUGAUAAUAUUGAUGUGACAAAUGACACAAAGAUUGGGAAAGAUAAAAUUCCAAACUCAUUCCGUCUUCUGACAAAAGACCAUUUCCCAUUAAUAAUUACCUAUGAAAAGUUCAUCAAAAUGCUUCUAGGAACUUAUGACAUUAAUGAUGCUUCGUAA
Entrophospora sp. SA101 is the source of this 981-nucleotide messenger RNA. The record is from the annotation of a GenBank genome assembly. NCBI's taxonomy places the organism in Eukaryota, Fungi, Glomeromycota, Glomeromycetes, Entrophosporales, Entrophosporaceae.